AUGAUUGAUAUUUACACUAGAGACAUACAUGCAUGAUCAUCAUUUUCGUCUUCACAGAGAUAAUCAAAAGAUCCAGAAAUGGAACCAGACCGAGUCACCUGGUUCACUCAUCUCACUCUGUAACUCUCUGACUCUGUCUCUGAAGAAGAAGAACAACAACAACAAUGCUUCUCUUAGCAUCAUCCUUUUCUUCCCUUUCUCAUCCUUCACUUUCCAACCUUCAUCAUUUUCCUCAUUCCUCAUUCCCUCAACCUUCCCUGCACCUUCCCCUUCCCUUUUCCACUUCCCAAACAACCCCAAUUCGCCGACACACCAUUUCAUGCUCCCUUUCAUCUUCUUCUUCUGUGGAGCAAUCUGCUGUUUCAAUUUCUCAGAUGCAGAGUAGCUUGUUGUUGUACUCCAGAGCUUAUUGGGUUACUGAAUCUGUUAUUGCUUGGAAUGUUGAUCUUGGGAAUGGGUUUUGCUACCUCCUUUCUAGCAAAGAUGCUUCUUUGAGCAUUGCUGAUUGUAAAAUUCAAGGUGAGGAUUUGAAAAUUAAGCUUGAAGAAGAUACGGCUGGUCUUCCUGCAAAUGUGGUGGAGAAAUUUCCACAUAUUCAAGGUUAUAGAGCUUUCAAACUGCCACCGGGUUUGGAUAUUAAAUCUCUUCUCAAAUCCCAGCUAGUGGUUGCUAUUUAUGAUUCUGAUGAGAAAUGCAGGGAUUGUACUGGUUUGCAGUUACCUGGAGUUUUAGAUGAACUUUUCUCAUAUAAUGGUCCCCUUGGUGCACAUUUCUCAGAGGAAGCUGUGUCACUUUACCUUUGGGCGCCUACUGCUCAAGCUGUACAUGCUUACAUCUAUAGGGACCCAUCAGGGGAUGAUCCUAUAGAAAUUGUUCCCCUUGAAGAGGAACAUGGUGUUUGGAGAACUGAAGGACCAAAAUGUUGGGAAGGCUGUUACUAUGUUUAUGAAGUGUGUGUAUACCACCCUAGCACUUUAAGGUUUGAAAAAUGCUAUGCAAAUGAUCCAUACGCUAGAGGACUUUCAGCAGAUGGGAGGCGAACUUUUUUGCUUAAUAUUGAUUCUGAUGAGUUAAAACCUGAUGGAUGGGAUAGUCUGGCAAAUGAGAAACCUGGUUUACAUUCUUUCUCUGAUAUAAGCAUAUAUGAAAUGCAUAUAAGGGAUUUCAGUGCCAAUGACCUCUCUGUGCAGUCUGAAUUUCGUGGUGGUUAUCUAGCCUUUACUUUGCUGGAAUCAGCAGGUGUACUUCAUCUAAAGAAAUUAUCAAGUGCUGGUGUCACCCAUGUCCAUCUACUGCCUACAUUUCAGUUUGCUGGGGUUGAUGAUCGAAAGGAGAACUGGAGAUUUGUAGAUACCUCAAUACUGGAAAGCUUCCCAGCUGAUUCAGAUCAACAACAAGCUCUUAUUACGGCCAUCCAAAAUGUUGAUGCAUAUAACUGGGGGUAUAACCCUGUUCUUUGGGGUGUUCCUAAAGGCAGUUAUGCAAGUAAUCCAAAUGGUCCAUACCGUAUAAUUGAGUUCCGUAAGAUGAUUCAGGCUCUUAACCGUACUGGCCUUCGCAUUGUGUUGGACACUGUCUACAAUCAUUUGCAAGGAAGUGGACCCUUUGAUGACCAUUCUGUCCUUGAUAAGAUUGUUCCAGGUUACUAUCUAAGAAGGAACACAGAUGGUUUCAUUGAGAACAGUACUUGUAUGAAUAAUACUGCCAGUGAGCACUUUAUGGUUGAGCGCUUGAUCCUGGAUGAUCUUGUACACUGGGCAGUCAAUUACAAGAUUGAUGGAUUCAGAUUUGACCUUAUGGGUCAUAUAAUGAAGAGCACAAUGGUGAAAGCAAAAAAUGCUCUCCAUUGUUUAAGAAAAGAAAAGGAUGGAGUUGAUGGUUCAAGCAUCUACAUAUAUGGUGAAGGAUGGGACUUUGGUGAAGUUGCCAACAAUGGACGUGGGAUAAAUGCUUCUCAGUUCAAUCUUUCUGGAACCCAAAUUGGGAGCUUCAAUGAUCGAAUUCGAGAUGCCAUACUUGGUGGAUCUCCAUUUGGCCACCCUCUUCAACAGGGUUUUGUGACUGGUCUACUCUUACAGCCUAAUGGCCAUGAUCAUGGAACAGAAGCUAACGCAAAAUCCAUGCUUGCAACAUCAAUGGAUCACAUACAGGUUGGAAUGGCUGCAAACUUGAAAGAUUUUGUGCUAACCAACUCUAAAGGAGAAGAGGUAAAAGGGUCAGAAGUAUUAACAUAUGGUGGGACACCUGUUGCAUAUGCCUCAUGCCCCACGGACACUAUCAAUUAUGUUUCUGCUCAUGACAAUGAGACCCUGUUUGACAUUGUGAGCUUAAAGACCCCAAUGGAUAUCAAUGUAGCUGAGAGAUGCAGAAUAAACCAUUUGGCAACAAGUAUUAUAGCACUAUCACAGGGUAUACCAUUUUUUCACUCUGGAGAUGAGAUACUUCGCUCAAAAUCACUAGAUCGAGAUUCAUACAAUUCUGGUGAUUGGUUCAACAGGCUCGACUUUACAUACAAUUCCAAUAAUUGGGGUGUUGGACUUCCUCCCCAGGAGAAAAAUGAAAAGAGCUGGCCACUAAUUAAACCAAGAUUGGCAGACCCAUCCUUCAAGCCUCAGAAGAUUAACAUCCUGGCUGCUUUGGACAAUUUCUUAAACCUUUUGCGUAUAAGGUAUUCUUCACCACUUUUUCGCCUGAGGACUGCAAAUGCUAUCCAGCAACGAGUAUGCUUUCACAACACUGGACCAUCAUUGGUUGAUGGAGUAAUAGUGAUGAGCAUUGAAGAUGGUCAUGAAGGCUUUCCUGGCUUGCCUCAGCUAGAUCCCAUAUAUUCAUUCAUUGUUGUUGUUGUCAACGCGGGUCCAGAAGAAGUAUCAUUUGUUAGCCCUUCCCUGCAAUCAAGAAGUCUCCAGUUGCAUCCCAUACUGGUAACGUCAUCUGAUGAACUUGUUAAGAGCUCAACAUACGAGGCAUCCUCUGGCUGUUUCGUCGUGCCUCGGAGGACAACAGCUGUGUUUGUUGAGCCACGAGGAAUGUGAGUCACCACAUCUAUCAGAAAUAGAUGUCAUGCCAACAAUGUAAAAAUUGCCUCGGUGUACUACUGGUGAUUGCGAUGCAAGUUUUGGCGCAUACGGGUGGGUUCUUUUGUGACCUUAUACACAACACAUUUGGAUUUGUUGGUCUCAAACCUCCUAAGCUAGAGAUUGAAAUUGAGUUGAGACAAAUAAGGUUAGUUAGUUGUAAGAGGUUUGAGACAGAUACAUUUCCACUCUUUGCUAUGUAUGUAAAAACUAAUGUAAGUUAUGUAUGGGUUACCAUGUGAAAGGACAUGAGGAUAAGGAACGAGUGAAAUUUUUUAGUUGAGCUUUAACUUUUGGAGUUGGUUAACAUGAAUCAGAAUGUGGUUAAAGUACCAACAAAGUGUUGGUCUAGUAGUAGGCAAGCUAGAUCCUUGUAAGGUUGAUAACACAAAAUCGAACCCCAUGAAAGUUUCCAGAAUAGCUACUUGUAUUAUUGGUAA
Molecule: messenger RNA, 3517 nt
Organism: Lotus japonicus
Lineage: Eukaryota; Viridiplantae; Streptophyta; Magnoliopsida; Fabales; Fabaceae
Product: pullulanase 1, chloroplastic
Exons: 28
Coding region: 165-3035 (956 amino acids)
Biological process (GO): carbohydrate metabolic process
Molecular function (GO): pullulanase activity
Source: RefSeq, a predicted model, not a curated record